Molecule: messenger RNA, 1648 nt
Organism: Perca flavescens (yellow perch)
Lineage: Eukaryota; Metazoa; Chordata; Actinopteri; Perciformes; Percidae
Product: gastrula zinc finger protein XlCGF7.1-like
Exons: 2
Coding region: 116-994 (292 amino acids)
Biological process (GO): embryo development; regulation of transcription by RNA polymerase II
Cellular component (GO): nucleus
Molecular function (GO): RNA polymerase II transcription regulatory region sequence-specific DNA binding; DNA-binding transcription factor activity, RNA polymerase II-specific
Source: RefSeq, a predicted model, not a curated record
GAGACAGGAGGCUCCAGGCUGCAGCCAUACAGUCUGGAACCCGGAGUGAGUCAGCAGUCCCGGUGGAGAGCUGCUGGAUCUCCGAGACCAGGACCAGGACCAGAACAAGAGCGGAAUGGAGGAGGAGCAGCAGAAGCCGGAGCAGCGGAGCAACAAGGUCCCCAGAAGAGCAGCAGCAGGCUCGGCCUCUGAUAGCAGCGGUGUUCAGAAACUGAGAGGAAGAGGGGGACUCAGACAUCACAGCUGUCAGUACUGCGGCAAGUCCUUCACAACAUCUGGACAUUUAAAGAUUCAUGAGAGAGUUCACACUGGAGAGAAACCAUACAGCUGUCAGCACUGUGGCAAGACCUUCCCCACAACUGGAGGUUUAAAGAUUCAUCAGAGAGUUCACACUGGAGAGAGACCAUACAGCUGUGGACAAUGUGGGGCAGCUUUCAAACAGUGGGGUGUUCUCAAAAGUCAUCAACUCAUUCACACUGGAGAUAAGCCAUACAGGUGUGGACUAUGUGGGAAAACCUUUUCUCGUGGUGAUACCCUUAAAGCCCACCAACUCAUUCACACUGGAGAUAAACCGUACAACUGUGACCAAUGCGGAGCAGCUUUCACAACGUCGGGUAAACUUAAAGUCCACCAACGCAUUCACACUGGAGAGAAACCAUACAGCUGUGAACAAUGUGGGAAAACGUUUUCUGAUAGUGGUAACCUUAAAACCCACCGACGCAUUCACACUGGAGAGAAGCCGUUCUGGUGUGAACAAUGUGGGAAAACUUUUUCUGAUAGUGGUAACCUUAAAACCCACCGACGCAUUCACACUGGAGAGAAGCCGUUCUGGUGUGAACAAUGUGGGAAAACUUUUUCUGAUAGUGGUAACCUUAAAACCCACCAACGCAUUCACACUGGAGAGAAGCCGUACAGCUGUGAACAAUGUGGGAAAACUUUUUCUGAGAAUGGUAACCUUAAAACCCACAAACGCAUUCACACUGCCUCCUCUUGAACAUUUUCUAAAGCCAAACUGUUGUUAGAGUGGAGAAAGGGGAAAAAAUACCCAGUGGUGUAGUCUAUUUUUUUGUAGUGAGUAUACGGUGAUUUUCCCCUCUCAGCCUCCUACUCGCCUGUCCCACAGAGACACCCCAUACACUAAGCCCAUGUGACGUUUCCAUAUAGGAACUGUACACGGACAAUUGUAUUGAUGGUGUUUAUUUAAAGGCCUUGAAAAACACUUAAAUUUGAGAAAAAGAUGAGACAGAUUUCCUUUUUGAGAAACUCAACAGAACAUGAACACAACAGGACAUCACACAAAUGAGCCAUUUGAUCGACACCGCUAGAGUGCCACACAAAACCAUGACUAAUAAUUAGCAUCAUCAUACAACUUUUGUAUCUAUUAGUAGUAACAUCUGCUGAACAGGGCCUACAUUUACACAAACGUAUUUAAUAAACAAUCUUCACCAUGCCUAACAAACGCUUAAAAAGCAGACAAGAGGAGAAAAAAUCUCCACUUUCACUUAGUUAGUUAGUUAAUUAUCUGACCAUUGAUAACUAAUAUUACCAUAUAGUAAUUUAACUGUGUAAAGUAAUGCACAUUCAAGAUUUAACCCCUUAACGCCGACUGUCGCUAAUUUGCAUCAAACCCCUUCCAUUCCGACUGCAG